Messenger RNA from Aethina tumida (small hive beetle), 930 nucleotides. RefSeq names its product potassium/sodium hyperpolarization-activated cyclic nucleotide-gated channel 4-like. NCBI's taxonomy places the organism in Eukaryota, Metazoa, Arthropoda, Insecta, Coleoptera, Nitidulidae. The coding region runs from base 38 to 859 and encodes 273 amino acids. The transcript is spliced from 2 exons. The record is from RefSeq and is a predicted model, not a curated record.
GCAUCUCGAGGAUAGAAAAAAUGAAUUAUUUUCAGCAAUGUAUGCCGUUCUCUUGUUAUUAAUGGGAGUGAAUAACUACCUUCAAAACAUUCCUGUUAAACAUGAUUUUGUGACUGUUUUACUAACAGUCGUAUCUCUUUUUGUUCAGUUUAUUGUAUUUUUAAUUGUAUUUCGCUGGUAUAACAACUACAUUACUGUAAGAAAUCAAAAGAUGGACUUUCAAAAACAAUUUCAGAAAUACAUGGCGUACCACGAAAUUCCACUAAGCUUAAGGCGUCGGAUGUUGAGUUAUUUUUAUUUCAAAUAUGGAGAUAAUUUCUACGAUGACGAGACUGUUUAUAGUGUCCUACCAGUUGGCUUGAAAAACGAGAUUAAGGGUGAUCUCUGUGAAAAAUUUUUGAAAAAAAUUUACUUCUAUGAGACAUUACCUCGUAGAGCUUUAGAGCUAAUAGCCCAUCAUUUGGUAAUGCAUAUUUUUCUACCAGGAGAUCACAUUGUCGAAUAUGGCGAUGUUGGUGCAUCAAUGUACUUGAUAUAUAUUGGAUCUGUAGCUGUGUAUAGCAAGAAUCAUAUCGAAAUUUGUCACUUAAAUGAAGGAGAUUACUUCGGAGAGUUUGCACUAGUUCUGGAUAUACCACUAGGAAGAAUUUCUGCCUUGCCCUUGAAGGGUUUCCAGAAAUCAAAAGUCAGAUGGAGAGGACAUUACUUCAGCAACUUCAAAUUAUUAAAGGACAAUAACUUUAUAACUGAUGGAAAAAAAUGCCUAUGUCUAAAUUACCAUAGAUACUGGAAAAUACCAUGCAUCUAUUCGUCAAGGAGAAGAUGCCAUUUCGUUGGACGAUUCCAAACACAUGUUUAAUAUUAUUAAAGAACACUAUUUUUAAUAUUAAUUUUGUUAAUUUAUUAAAAUAAUUCAUUAUUUUGUUCCAA